GUCGUCUCGCGAGAGCUGCCCGGCGUUUCCGGUGUUUUUGUGCGGCCCCAGGCCGGGCGGGAGGACAGAGAGGCAAGAGUCCGUGAACAUGGCGGUCAGCAUCCGCGGCCGCUCCGUUAGGAGCCUCCGCAUCAGAGGGCGGAAUGACAGCGGGGAGGAGAACGUGCCGCUCGAUCUGUCCCGAGACCCUUCAGACAACUUUCGCGAGAUCCUCCAGAAUGUGGCCAAGCCUCAGGGAGUCUCUAACAUGCGAAAGCUUGGUCACUUGAAUAACCUUAUUAAGUUACUUUGUAAUGUUGGCCACUGUGAAGAGAAACUAGGAUUUACUUAUGAAGAAAUUAUAAUAUGUUUGCGAUUAGCAUUGUUAAAUGAAGCUAAAGAGGUGCGUGCAGCUGGUCUCCGUGCCCUUCGCUAUCUCAUCCGAGACUCCAGUAUUCUUCAGAAGGUGUUGAGACUGCGUGUGGAUUACUUAAUAGCUAGGUGUAUAGACAUACAACAGAGUAACGAAGUGGAGCGAACCCAAGCACUUCGAUUAGUUCGAAAGAUGAUCACUGUGAAUGCUGCGCUGUUCCCCAGCUCAAUCACCAAUUCCCUGAUUGCAGUUGGAAAUGAUGGACUCCAAGAGCGUGAUCGAAUGGUGCGAGCAUGUCUUGCCAUCCUCUGUGAGCUAGCACUUCAGAAUGCAGAGGUGGUUGCCCUCCGAGGAGGUCUCAGCACCAUUCUGAAGAAUGUGAUUGAUUGCCAACUGAAUCGCAUAAAUGAGGCACUCAUUACAACCAUUCUGCACCUGCUAAAUCACCCAAAGACACGGAAAUAUGUAAGAGCUGAUGUGGAGUUGGAGCAAAUUUUAGCACCAUACACUGAUUUUCACUACAGACAUAAUCCAGACACUGCAGAAGGGCAGCUCAAAGAAGACAGAGAAGCGCGGUUACUAGCCAGCAAGAUGGCAAUAGUAGCAGCCUUCCGCUCCUGGGCAGGAAUUAUAAAUCUCUGUCGGCCUGGAAACUCUGGUAUCCAAUCUUUAAUAGGGAUACUUUGUAUACCAAAUAUGGAAGUACGGCGUGGUCUGCUAGAGGUGUUGUACGAUAUCUUCCGUCUCCCUAUCCCUGUGACAACGCAGGACUUUUCUGAAGCUCUGUUCAGUGUAGAUCCCAGCAGAUUCCAGGACUCGUGGCGUCUUUCAGAUGGAUUUGUAGCAGCUGAAGCUAAAACCAUUCUCCCACAUCGAGCGCGAUCCAGACCUGACUUGAUGGAUAACUAUUUGGCACUUGUGCUAUCUGCAUUCAUCAACAAUGGACUACUGGAGAGUCUGGUUGAUGUGCUAACAAGCAGCAAUGGUAAUGUUUCUGUGCGGGCCACCAUCCUGCUAGGCGAGCUCUUGCACAUGGCAAAUACUAUCCUGCCGUACGCCUACAGCCACCACUUGCACUGUUUACCAACCCUCAUGAACAUGGCAGCUUCCUUCGAUAUCUCUCAGGAAAAACGAUUACGGGCCAGUGCAGCUGUGAAUCGUCUGAAGCGUUUUCAUGAAAUGAAGAAGCGAGGUGCAAAACCUUACAGCCUGUACUUGGAUCACAUCACACACAAAAAUGGCUCCACUAAUAAAAGGCGGGAUCACCACUUGCGUGUCCAAAAAGACAUCUUUAUUUUAAAGGCAGAUACACCAGAGGGGCAACAAAGGAUGAGGCUUGAAGUCUUUGCAGCCAUAAUCAAAAGUACCAAGAAGGACACAGAAGAGGCAAUGAUGCAGAAUCUACGAGAUAGCGAUGUCCUGAAUAACAAGGACAACCUGAGGUGGAAUUGGAACUUAAUCUCCACCAUUCUUAAGUGGCCAAAUGUAAACCUGCGAAACUACAAAGAUGAACAGUUACACAGGUUUGUGCGUCGAUUGCUAUAUUUUUACAAGCCCAGUGGUAAGCUGUAUGCAAACAUGGAGCUGGAUCAUGCAAUGGGAAAGCAGCUGACUGUAGUGGGCUGCCAAUUCACCGAGUUCCUUCUAGACUCUAAUGAGGAUGGUCAGAUGUACCUGGAGGAGUUGGUGAAAGAUAUAGUACUGUGGCUGUCCCCAUCAUCAGGUCUGAAGCAUGAGCGCAGCUUGCAGAACAAUGGUUUGCUCAACACCCUUAGCCAGCACUACUUUCUAAUUAUUGGUACCCUAUCCUCUCAUCCACAAGGGGUCAAGGUUUUGGAGAAAUGCAGCAUGUUCCAGUGUUUACUGAGCCUGUGUUCUCUGAAGAAUUAUGACCAUGUGUUAAAGCUAACUGUCUCCACGUUAGACUAUAGCCGUGAUGGAUUAUCCAGAGUGAUUUUGUCCAAAAUCCUUACGUCAGGUUCCGAUAACUGCAGACUGUAUGCAACAAAACAUUUGCGGGUUUUACUACGGGCCAAUGUGGAGUUCUUCAGCAACUGGGGCAUAGAAUUACUCGUGACGCAGCUGCAUGAUAAAAAUAAAGCCAUCUCUUCAGAAGCGCUCGAUAUCCUGGAUGAAGCUUGUGAGGACAAGGCUAAUCUGCAUGCACUGAUCCAGAUGAAACCAGCAUUAGCCCACCUUGGAGACAAAGGCUUGCUGCUGCUACUUCGCUUUUUGUCCAUUCCAAAGGGGUUCCAUUACCUGCAUGAAAGAGGUUAUGUUACCAAACAGUUGGAGAAAUGGCAAAAGGAAUACAACUUGAAAUAUGUAGAUCUAAUUGAAGAACAAUUGAACGAGGCACUCACUACAUACCGCAAGCCAGCUGAUGGUGAAAACUAUGUUCGACGCAGUAACCAAAGGUUACAAAGACCCUAUGUUUACUUGCCAAUUCAUCUUUAUGGCCAGUUAGUUCAUCAUAAAACUGGCUGUCAUUUGCUAGAAGCACAGAGCAUCGUUCCAGACCUGAGCUACACUGUGCGUUCACCAGUACUGGAUAAAUGGGAUGGCAUAAAGCAGCUGAAAGCAGCACUCUGGGCCUUGGGUAACAUUGGCUCGUCAAAUUGGGGAUUGAAUUUGCUUCAGGAGGAGAACGUCAUCCCAGAUGUUAUAGCCCUGGCCCACACUUGUGAAAUUCUCUCUGUUAGAGGGACGUGUCUGUACGUACUGGGUCUCUUGGCAAAAACAAAGCAGGGGUGUGAUAUCCUGAAAAACCAUGGUUGGGAUUCAGUCAGGCACAGCCGCUUGCAGCCCUGGCCUGUGGCUCCUGAUGACAUGGAGCAGCUGUACAAUGAGCUGUCCUCAGUCCCUAGUACGCUGAGCCUCAAUUCUGAAUCUACCAGUUCCAGGCAUAACAGCGAGAGUGAGUCAGUGCCUCAGAGCAUGUUUAUUAUGGAAGAUGAUCGCUAUGGCAGCAGCACAACCAGCACUUUUUUCCUAGAUAUCACAGAGGAGGGUGAUCAGUCUUUGGAAAAGCCCAAAUCAGCUAAAGAGAAGGAACGAAGCCCCUUGAGCAUCCUCAGCUCUUCUAGAUUUGUUACUCGGCGCUUCUUCAAUAAUCUGACUUCACUACCUAGCAAGAAACUGCGCAGUGGCAGCGAUUCCAAGUCCAGCAAGGCAGCAGCAGAUGCGAAGCAGGUUCAGCGACGCAUUCGUGCUGUCACUGAACCAGCCAACAGCACUGAGUAUUUGCACACUGAGGUGUUUACCAGCAUCUUCAAUGGUAACCGAUUGCACAAGAGCCACACAUUGAGUUUGGAGACCUCCUUUGUUGGGAGUAGGGAUCAUGGCAACAGAGGAAGCUCUCAGAGCAUCUCGGAGUCUGAACUAAAGCGCCCAAAAACUAUGUUGGGAGAUAAUCACCAGGAACAGAUCAUAAAGGAUCGGUCUAUGGGUGACAGCACGACUGGCACACAGUUCAAAAGCCGCAGCCAGAGCUUUAACACUGAUACAACGACGAGUGGCAUUAGCUCUAUGAGUUCUGUCAGUUCAAGUCCAUCUGGUGAAACAGUCCGUCUGGACCCUGCCAAUGCUGACACAGACUGUGGCAGCCUGAAUACAAUCGUCAGUGCACGGACAGUGAAGACCAAUGUCUCCCUUACUCCCCAGUCAAAUCACCUACCUCUGUCCAAGUCCAACUCUGUGUCACUGGUCCCUCUGGGGUCAUCUCACACGCUCCCCCGAAGGGCGCAAUCACUGAAAGCACCUUCAGUUACUACCAUAAAAAGCCUGACCGACUACAACUUUAGUUAUACAAGCCCUCGUGAUGCAUUUGGGUAUGCCACACUGAAAAGACUACAGCAGCAGAGGAUGCAUUCAUCACUGUCACACUCUGAAGCCCUGGCAUCUCCAGCAAAAGAUGUGCUGUUUACAGACACAAUUACCAUGAAGACUGGCAGCCUGGAUUCACGGUUGACACCAAGAAGAUUCAUCAAAGCCUUGAGCUUCGCCUCGCUGGACAAAGAGGAUUUAUUAAGCCCAAUAAAUCAUACAACACUUCAGCGUUCUUCCUCUGUACGUUCCAUGGUCUCCAAUGCCACCUGUGGCAGCACGGACGAUUACAUAGGCCUCGCAUUGCCCAGCGACAUUAAUGAGCUGUUCCAGGUGAAAGAGAUUCCAUACUUUCAGCAGAAGUGUAACCUGCCUAAAGAGGACCAUUCCCUCGAAGACCAGGAGUCAGAUAAUGAAGAUGCAGCAUUGUCUCCUUGUUCUCGGAGUCCCUAUCAAGAGCUCCGGCCACAGAUCAGUUUCACAGAGGCAAUGCUGAAAGCAUCGGAAAAUGCUCGUUCCAUUGAUGUUACUGAGGAGACUGGUUUAAAGGAGCACACAGAUGAGAACUGCCUAUAUUGUGUGUGCCUGCAGAUUGUCGGCUGCCUUCCCUACAGCCAGUGUGCUUCCACUUUCAAUCGUGUAGAUUUUCCAGACAUUCCAUGCUCCGAAUGCUGUGUGUCUGUCAUCCCAAUCCACACCCACCUGGAAGUCACACCUCGCUCCUCUAAGAUUUCUGGGAUCUCUGGGUGCAGUGAUGCUGUGUCACAGGGCUCAGCAAGCAGCACCAAGAGUGUGGAUAUCGUUAUAGGAGGGAAACCUGUCAUCGAUGACACGCCUGCCUGCCGAGUGCUUUUGAGGAAAGAAGUCUUACGAUUGGUCAUUAACCUGAGCAGCUCAGUGGGAACAAAAGGUCAUGAAACUGGGCUCUUGACGAUAAAGGAGAAGUUUCCUCAUGCGUUUGAUGACAUUUGUCUAUACUCUGAGGUUUCCCACUUACUGGCAAACUGCACCUUCCGUCUGCCUUCCCGCAGGUUUAUCCAAGAACUCUUCCAGGAUGUUCAGUUCCAACCCCUGUACGAGGAAGCGGACACUACUCUCUCACCGAAGCAGCUUGAAGCUGAGCCAACCCCAGCAUCCUGACCACAUUUGUGCCGAAGAAUUGCUGCAUCACCAAACCUACAAAGUACUUCACCCAGAAUUCAACAGUACCAACAUCUGACUACCGCUGUGACCGGCAGGGCAGGGCAGGUGUGUCGAAUUGGCACUCGAAUCCUGUCCCUUGCAUGUUCUUAUUUAUUUCCCUUCCCUCUGUCUUGGAUGUGAAGGUAUCCCUAACACUACAGGAGAAGUGAUGCAGACUGGGAGACAGUAUGUGAGACCUGUGGUUGGAUCUCUCCCUGUCCCGUGGCUGUUGGCAUGAUUGCACAGAUACACACGCUCUUCCCUAACCUGGGCCAGUCUCCAUCCACCAGCAUUGCCCCAGUUUCUUUCAAUCACUGGGCCAGAUGUGCUCAAUCCCACCCACCACCCCUGCUGUCAGUAGAUAGGCGUGUCAAUUUUAUAUGUUUAAAUGUAGUCAGCUUGUAUGAAUGACCACUCUGUAAUCUACUUAAAUUGCAUUGACAACAUGGGUUCAGGUGCAAUGGAAUCAGGCUGCAGUGCCCAUGAUAUGCACUCCUGGAGAACCUGAACUCACGGCAGGAAAAGUAUUCUAUGGCAUGGUGCUGUGGGCUCCUGCACACAAGCAGAUUUGCCUUUAAUGGUAAGUCACACUUGCAGUAACUAAUUACAUGCCUUUAUAUCAUGGGUAUAUUGGAAAUGCAGUUUAAUGCAGCCAGGAAAUAUUCUCUCUAUCCACUGGUCUAUUAGAGCAAUAGGAAACAGCAGUUUUGUGUGCGAUCUCCUGCUCCUAGACCCUAGGCUGCUCUCCCCUGCUCCUGGACACCAAGGUAAAUGCAAAAUUCUCCAUCUGCUUUUGGACUUGUGCACAUGGGCAGUGCCCCCUAUCUGGCCCAAUUGAUAUGGUUCAUUCAGGGUUAAAUCCUGUCAUCUUAGCACUUUGGCUAAAAUAGUAUAAAGCCUCCAUUGGAUACCCCACUAGGAAAGAUUGCACAAGAACUUUCAGAAACACCAUUUCAGGAGAAGCAAAGUCUGAUUAUUUUUAUGGCCCUUUGAGACAAAUAGCAAUGUGAGAGUAGGUUUUCAUAGGGUGGGGUUCAUACUCCAUUUCCAAUAUUAGACUGUAAACUUUGGCCUUUCAGCACUCAUCUGAGGGGCUUGGUGUGGGGUUGGUGUCAACAAGUAGCAAUUAAAUAUUCUAACACUACAGUACAGGGUCCUAUGAGCCCUGAGUUUACUGCAGAGCGUCAGCUGUGACAGUAUGAGAAGAACAAGAUGAAGCACUGGGAUUUCCAUUGAACCUAUUUGUUAUGAAGCUCAAUCAGCAAUGGUCUCCUGGCUUCAGGAGCAAAGGUCUCAACCAAAUAUUUUGUCUCAUCAUUCUGAUUUUGACGUGCCAUGCAUGUGCACACAAUUUCUCACCAUUUUAUGGAUCGUGAGUUACACUAAUAUAUGAAAUGUUCAAGAUGUUUUUGUACAUGUAACCAUAAACACCAAUGAUUAGCUGUCUGAGACAGAAAGAAAAUGGCUGGUGACUGGUUUUCCCUCAUCCCAUCCAGUACUCCUUCAAUGAAUUUCGGUUCCUAUGGCUUUUGAAGAGAGUGGGAGGGUCUGCAGUUAGAUACCGUCACAGGGCCCUCUUAGAGACUGGAGCAGUAUUUGCCUUCGCUCUCAGUUAUAACUUUAGCUCUUUGUAUUGGAUCAUUUGGUCAGACUUGAUGAGAGGCAUUGUAUGACCUCGAAUUGCAUACAAGUUCCAAAUUGGGGUUAGAAUUGCUGGGUGAGCCAUUCUCCAGACUGGAAGAGUAUAUGGUUUGCUGGACAGGAAACUGGUGGGUGUUUUCAUUUCCAGAGCAGUUAUUUAAUUCUAGUAAAGUGGAAGGAGAAAAAAAAAGGAUGGGUCCAGAAUAAGGUGCUAUUACAAUAAACAUUCAUCUCUCCAGGAACUGAUAACCAAGGAGAAAAGAAUAUGAUGCAUGCAAUAGUCUAAACACAAGGAUGGCUUUGCUAUGGCCUCACAGGUACUCUGUCUUCCACUUGGUUAUUCCAACUAUGCCUCUGCCUCUAAUACCAAACUCUUACCCAUCAAUUAACAGACUGCAGUAUCUCUCUUUCUCUCCCCACCCCUCUCAACCUGCAUUGCACUAGAAAGAACACUAACUUCACAUUGACCAGUUAAAUCAAUCAGCAACAGUAAACAUAUCCUGAACACCUGAUUUUCAAAGUUCUUAUAGGUUAAUAAUUCACUGUUUCGUGAUUGUGUUAUUUUGGAUCCCCCUCUAUCCCAAAAUUGACUGGUAAAUGCUGAAUGUCAGGAUUAUGCAGAUAUCCCAAGAACCCUGUAUCUUGUCAUUCCCAUGGUCUGUGUACACGUCUAUCCUUCCUGCUCAGUCUUGUUGACUUUUGUGUUUUGUCUUUCUUGUGGUCAAUUGGUCAUUUUGUUUGUCUUUGAUCUCUUACAAUUGCAUGUGCUCAAAACCACCACAAGAAUUUUAGGAAUGAGGAGGUUGCAGGGAAUGAAUGGCCUUUAGUUGUGAGAGAGGGGUGGCUGAGAUUCCUUGAUCGAGUGAUCAAAGUUUUGAUAUUUUACAUAUCUGUUUUAGAAGGGAUAGAAUAAACAGAGAAGACUGACCCCUGUGAGAAGGAGAGAGCAUAGAAUAUGGACGUUGCAGCCACCAUUGUGGAUGUGUUUGAUCUUAUUUCUUUGUGAUAAGCUGCUACAUUAUUGGGAUGUUCUAGUGUUCAUAGGUCACUGAACAUGAAACCUGAUUUAUAUUGUAUACCUGUAACAUAGUCUGAUUAAAAAUGAGAAAAGAAAUUAUUUAUAUAUUUUCCAUAAAAGAAUAUUUCAUGGAGCUGUGUAUAAUUUAAAUAAGGUAAAACAGAGAAGAGCACCUGUCGAGUAAUGUUUUUGUGUUGCCACCUUGUGGUUUCUUUGUAUAGUGUGUACAGUCUGUUUUGGGCAUUUACCCUUCUGAACAUAAAAAAUUAUGAAAGGGAUGCAUUGCUAAUUAACAAUAAAAGCAAACGUAUCCAGAUGUGAUGUGCUGUCAUUCUUCCCCACAUACAACUUGUACUUAUGUAUUUAUGAUAGUAGAAGGUGCAUCAAAAUGUGCUGGAAAUGCACGUUAGCUUUCAGUGAUUUAUACACAAGGAGUCCCCAAUCCUGUGUUGUAGCUGUCUGCAGCUCCUCUACAUGUAAAUAAUAUUCAC
Chiloscyllium plagiosum (whitespotted bambooshark) is the source of this 8509-nucleotide messenger RNA. It is a transcript of the gene rictora, whose product is annotated as RPTOR independent companion of MTOR, complex 2 a. Gene Ontology annotation, molecular function: protein serine/threonine kinase activator activity. Gene Ontology annotation, biological process: TORC2 signaling; positive regulation of phosphatidylinositol 3-kinase/protein kinase B signal transduction. Lineage: Eukaryota; Metazoa; Chordata; Chondrichthyes; Orectolobiformes; Hemiscylliidae. The record is from RefSeq and is a predicted model, not a curated record. Gene Ontology annotation, cellular component: TORC2 complex.